Symbiodinium sp. CCMP2592 is the source of this 156-nucleotide messenger RNA. The record is from the annotation of a GenBank genome assembly. Lineage: Eukaryota; Dinophyceae; Suessiales; Symbiodiniaceae.
GCUGAGCAGCCGGUUGAGAUGGACCUGGACAUGAUUCGCGGACUGCUUGGCGAGCGGGCAAGCUUGAUUAAGGCUUCGAGCAGCCGGCUGUUCGUUGAGCCCGUCUUUACGGUAGAGCAGAAACUGGACUUAUGCCUGGGGGUGAUACAGGAUAAA